This is a messenger RNA of Psylliodes chrysocephalus, 324 nucleotides long. Lineage: Eukaryota; Metazoa; Arthropoda; Insecta; Coleoptera; Chrysomelidae. The record is from the annotation of a GenBank genome assembly.
AUGAGAGAAAAUUCAAUUGAAUAUUGGAUAGAAGAGGCUAAAGAAGUUGCUGGAAAAAUUGGUGUCGAACCCAUUCUGCCAAAUAAACGAAUUCCGAGGUGCAAAAAACAAUUUGACAAGAUGUGUGAUGACGAUUCACGAACACUUCAACCAGUUCAACUUUUUUCUCAAGCAACAAUGGUGGUAUUUGAUAGAAUCUUAUCAGAAAUUAAAAAGGGGGAUAAUAGUGCUACCACGUUGAAUUCGAAUUUCGCAUUUCUAAAUGGUACUGAAAUUUUGAAUAUGUCAAAUGAAGAACUGCAAAAGCAUAGAGCAGAUCUGUGA